UGAGGUGAUGAGUGGAGUGACCGUGAACAUUUGGGUCUAAUGCGGAUGCGUUCAGUACGGCGCGAUCUCUGUGAGUUUUAAUUAGUGAUGGCUUCAUCGCGGCCAGACAACUUGUUUGUAUGAGAGGCUCACAGUGUAGGUUGGUGACGGAAAGAUCUAGCUUGGGUGUCCAUCAAACCGAACAGUUUCAUUUCAUCAAUUCAUUUGUCGUAGAUGUUGAUGAGAGCGAGUGUGGGUGUCCAGCGAGAACAAAAGGCGGCGAUGUCCACAGAGUAAGUUACGGCGCCGUUAGCUCCAUGUGUCUGUGCACCUCCGACCGUAAACAGCGCGCUGAGGAUCUCCACCGAUGGAAGAGCCGCGGACUGGGAAAUGAGUCUGAAAUCCUGCUGCCGUUUUGAAAAUGGCCAAAAAUACUUCUCUUUAUUUUCGGAUAGUUGAGGGAAGGAACCUGCCGGCGAAAGAUGUUUCAGGGACGAGUGAUCCCUACUGCAUUGUCAAAGUUGACAACGAGGUCGUGGCCAGAACGGCCACCGUGUGGAAGAACCUAAAUCCGUUUUGGGGAGAAGAGUACACGCUACAUUUGCCAAUGGGCUUCCAUACCCUCACUUUCUACGUCAUGGAUGAGGACACAAUAGGCCAUGAUGAUGUCAUUGGAAAAAUCUCUUUAAGUAAAGAAGUUAUAGCGAACCAAUCCAAAGGUUUAGAUAACUGGUUGAAUCUGACUCGUGUGGAUCCGGAUGAGGAGGUUCAGGGAGAGAUCCACGUAGCACUGGAGUUACACAGGGAUGCCCAGACCACCUGCCUGCGCUGCCACGUUAUAGAGGCCCGAGACUUGGCCCCUCGUGAUAUUACUGGUACGUCAGAUCCCUUCACCAGAAUCCUCUACAACAACCUCAGUGCUGAGACAUCAAUCAUAAAGAAGACACGCUUCCCGCACUGGGACGAAACCCUGGAGCUGUGUCUGGAUGAAGCAGGCGAGGCUGAGUCAGGUUCUGUCACUCUGGAGGUGUGGGACUGGGACAUGGUGGGCAAGAAUGACUUCCUAGGCAAGGUGGAGAUCCCCAUGUCUUGCUUGCAUAGAACUCCUCUGCUUCAGGGCUGGUUUCGUCUGCUGCCACUGGGAAACUCAGAGGACGAUGCCGGGGGAAAGCUGGGGGCAUUGCGGCUAAAGGUGCGUUUAGCCGAGGAGAGGAUUCUUCCCUCUCUGUACUAUCAGCCUCUCAUAGAUUUGCUGGUGGAAGCUGUCAUCUCACCUACAGAGGUAGAUGACCCAACCCCACUAACACUGCUGGAAGAGGUGACCACAGUAGAGAGCCGGCAGGAUAUUGCCAUGACACUGGUGAAGAUCUAUCUUGGCCAGGGCCUAGUUGUGCCAUUCCUGGAUUACCUCAACACCAGAGAAGUGCACCAUACAUCGGAUCCAAAUACGCUAUUUCGCUCAAAUUCUCUGGCCUCCAAAGCCAUGGAGCAGUUUAUGAAGGCUGUUGGGAUGAUAUAUCUGCAUGAGGUCCUCAAGCCCAUAAUCAACCGCAUCUUUGAGGAGAAGAAAUACAUUGAGCUUGAUCCCUGCAAGAUAGACCUCAAUCGCUGCAGGCGUAUUUCUUUUAAGGGUUCGGUGUCUGAAGAGGAGGUGAGAGAGAGCAGUGUGGGAAUGUUACAAACAUAUCUCAACAGCAUCAUGGAGGCCAUUGUCAAUUCCGUUUCCCAGUGUCCUCUUGCCAUGAGGGUCGUCUUCAAGCAGCUCCAUAAACGAGUGGAGGAACAGUUCCCUGAGACAGAAAAUGAGGAUGUGAAAUAUCUGGCGAUCAGUGGCUUUUUUUUCCUCCGUUUCUUUGCACCGGCAAUCCUGACCCCCAAACUCUUCCACCUGAGGGACCACCAUGCGGAUACACGUACCAGUCGAACUCUACUGUUGCUUGCCAAGGCUUUGCAGAGUGUGGGCAACCUUGGCUUGCAGUUGGGACACGGCAAAGAGCAGUGGAUGGCUCCUCUGCAUCCCAUUAUCCUCUGCAGCGUGGCAUCCAUUAAAGACUUUUUGGAUAAGCUAAUAGAUGUGGACCAUGAUAGUGGGUGUGACGUUCCACAGCGUGCAGUGUUUUUGCCCUCAGUGACGGUAAAGGAGGGAUUCCUGCAGAAACACAAAGCUGAAGGGCCUCAACUGCUCAAACGCUUUGCCUUUAAGAAGCGCUACUUUUGGCUGAGCUCUGAGACGCUGUCCUACGCCAAAACUCCCGACUGGCAGACUCGCUCUUCAAUUCCUAUUCAGUGUGUAUGUGCAGUGGAGAGAGUAGAUGAAAAUGCCUUUCAGCUCCAGAACGUCAUGCAGGUUAUAACCCGGGACCCAGAGGGACAGCUCCACACCAUGUACCUGCAGUGCAAGAAUGUGAAUGAGCUGAAUCAGUGGCUUUCGGCUAUAAGGAAAGCCAGUAUCUAUAAUGAACGCAUGCUGCCCUCUUUCCAUCCUGGAGCCCACCGUGGAAACAAGUGGACCUGCUGCCUACAGUCAGAACGCGCAGCGCUGGGCUGUAGUAGGACUCAUUCUGCAGUGACUCUGGGAGAUUGGAGUGAUCCCUUAGACCCAGACGCUGAGGCUCAAACCAUUUACAAAGAACUGUUGCAAGGCAGAGACAAACUCAGGAAGCAGUACCUGGAGUCACAGGAAACAGAAGCUGCCGCACAGGAAGAGAGCGCGGUCAAGCAGAGAAAACCCUCAGAUAGAGUAGAGGCAAGUGUGCAGGGGCGUAACGAGCGCGUCUGUGCUGUAGCAUCUCGGCUGUUGGACGUGGUUUUGGACUUGGAACGUGCUCACGCCUCCUUCCAGCACAGAGAGACUGAAGAGGCCAGCAGCCUGAUCCUGCCUUCAUAGAGUGCACUACAUUCUGCCCUUAAAACCCACCCUGCACUCCAGACUUGCUGCACAGCCUGGCAAGCUCUCCACGACCUGAAGCCCUUCAUACACCCUUCAGUCUUGACAAACCUCUGACACACUUAGUGCCCUAGAUUAGUAGUUCCCUUGCUCCACCCUCACCUUUUACCCACACCAUGCAGGUAAAAUACGGCUGUUCCUUUAGGGCCUCUCGUCCUGUAAAAAGACAAUUAUGCAAUUUAGUAAAUUAAUCACUUUAUGAAGAUUGUCAGGCUUUUUAAUCAGACCAACAUUCACGAAACAUUUGUGACCUGUUUUUCAUGUAUUUGUAUUUUGAACUGACUUGAAUUGAUGCUUUGUGUUGAUUUUAUAGCCAGCAGCCAAAUUGUAGCUUUUGAAAAUAUGAGUAUGUGUGUAUGUAUAUCCAUAUAUGGUUUGCAUGGCGGGAUGCUAAAUGACAUCACCUGCUUAAAACAUGCCACACGUUCACUCAAACACACAUGCACACACGCACAGCAGGAGAAUCGUGCCUGCAUCCGCGCUGCCGCUUUGUUUACUAAGUGGAUGACAUUUCAGUGGCUGUUCAGAGGUCAUUAUGGUGCAGUUUUUCUGCCCAGCUGAACAUGAUCUGGCGCUAUUCUUCCAAACAGUGCUUUUUAAAAGAAAUAGCAUUGAUAUUUUUAUAUUUAAACACAAAAGGUAUAUACCGACCAUCUACUUUAUUAGGUACACCACCUAGUCUCUACAUUAUUUGUGUUUUUGUCUACUUUAUCAUGCCCACUGACCAUGUAGGUGCACUACGUAAUUCUACAAUUUUAGACUCUGGCGCUUCUGUAUCUGUGCUUCUUCAGUGGUCCACCCCAGGACCACCACAGAGCUGUACUAUUAGGGUGGUGGGUUAUUCUCAGUAUUGCAGUAACACUGACGUGGUAGUGACAUUAGUGUGUGUUGUGCUGGUAUGAGCGGAUCAGACACAGCAGUGCUGUUGGAGUUUUUAAACACUGUAUCCCAUUGCUGUCCUCUCUGUUAGGCACACCUACAUUGUAGGUCCACCUUGUUGAUUUAAAAUCAGAGACAGUAGCUCAUCUGUUGCUGCACAGUUUGUGUUAGUCAUGCUCUUGUUUUUCAUCAGUGGUCACUGGAUGCUGCCCACAGGAUGCUGUUGGCUGGAUAUUUUUGGUUGGUGGACUAUUCUCAGUCCAGCAGUGACACUGAGGUGUUUAAAAACUCCAGCAGCACUGCAGUGACUGA
Messenger RNA from Colossoma macropomum (tambaqui), 4117 nucleotides. It is a transcript of the gene rasal1a, whose product is annotated as rasGAP-activating-like protein 1. Gene Ontology annotation, biological process: cellular response to calcium ion; intracellular signal transduction; regulation of GTPase activity. Gene Ontology annotation, molecular function: GTPase activator activity. Lineage: Eukaryota; Metazoa; Chordata; Actinopteri; Characiformes; Serrasalmidae. The record is from RefSeq and is a predicted model, not a curated record.